AACAAACAAAUUUCAUUCAUUUUUCGUGUUCCAAUUCUAAUUCUAAUGCACAUAAGGAAGGUGUUUGAUAAAUGUUUUGUGUCAUAAUGAUGGGAACAAUAAUAAUCAUCAGGAUUCUCUUCAUAAGUUUGAUCUUUUGCUUGACAGAUGGGGGGGUUCCUGUUAGUUUUAUAUUUGGAGAUUCAUUGGUUGAUGUGGGGAACAAUAACUACAUUAUCUCUCUUUCAAAAGCUAAUUUUUAUCCAUUUGGAAUUGAUCUUGGAGACCCAACAGGAAGAUAUACAAAUUCCAGAACUAUAGUUGACAUAAUAGGAAAGGAACUUGGGAGAAAGAAUUUCACCCCUGCUUACUUGAAUCCAACAACCAAAGGACCAGUUAUUCUGCAGGGUGUGAAUUAUGCUUCUGGAGGAGGUGGGAUUUUAAAUUCUUCAGGGCAGAUCUUUGUUGGUAGGAUUAACUUAGAUGCUCAGAUAGACAAUUUUGCAAAUACCAGACAAGACAUAAUCACAAUCAUAGGUUUUCCAGCUGCUAUGAAACUGUUAGAAAAUGCAAUCUUCUCUGUUACAAUUGGCUCCAAUGAUUUCAUCAACAAUUAUCUUAUACCCAUCAUCUCAACUGCGAAACAGAGCUUGGUUUCUCCAGAUGAGUUUGUGGGUUCCAUGAUUUCCAGAUUUAGGACUCAACUCACUCGGCUUUACAAAAUGGGUGGACGAAAGAUAGUGGUGACUAAUAUUGGACCCAUAGGAUGCAUUCCAUAUCAAAGGGAAGUAAACCCAUCUGCUGGAAACAAUUGUGCUGCUUUUCCAAAUGAAAUAGCUCAAUUAUUCAACUCCCAAUUGAAGGAUUUAAUCUCAGAGCUUAGAACAAGUCUUGUUGGUUCCAAUUUUCUCUAUGCUGAUGCAUACAACAUUUUUGUCGACAUCAUUCAAAACUAUACUACAUAUGGUUUUGAGAACGCGAACUCGGCUUGUUGUGCUAUAGCGGGACGUUAUGGCGGUCUGUUACCGUGUGGACCGGCGGCUAGAGUGUGUGAUGACAGGUCUAAGUAUGUGUUUUGGGAUGCUUAUCAUCCAACUGAAGCUGUUAAUGUUCUAAUUGCCAAGCGUUUGGUGGAUGGUGGCCUAAAUGAUAUAUCACCCAAUAAUAUUAGAAGCCUUGUUUAAAUAAUAUGUAACACCUAAUUAAUAGGUUUAUACUAUAGAAAAUAUUGAAAAUACAGCUUAUUAAUACAAAAUGAGUUAAUUAUUUACAUAUA
Molecule: messenger RNA, 1255 nt
Organism: Impatiens glandulifera
Lineage: Eukaryota; Viridiplantae; Streptophyta; Magnoliopsida; Ericales; Balsaminaceae
Product: GDSL esterase/lipase At4g16230-like
Exons: 5
Coding region: 72-1163 (363 amino acids)
Molecular function (GO): hydrolase activity, acting on ester bonds
Source: RefSeq, a predicted model, not a curated record